AUCGGUGCCUAGCAGUGCCACCCACCAGUUCCGCCCACCUGUGCCCAGCAGUGCGCCCACCUGUGCCCAGCAGUGCGCCCACCUGUGUUUAGCAGUGCACCCACCUGUGCCCAGCAGUGCACCCACCUGUGCCCAGCAGUGCACCCACCUGUGCCCAGCAGUGCCACCCAGCUGUGCCCAUCAGUGCAGCCCAGCAGUGCUGCCAGUCAAUGCCACCAUCAGUGGCCAGCAGUGCCACCAGUCAGUGCCUAGCAAUGCCACCAGUCAGUGCCACUUAUCAGUGCUGUCUAUCAGUGCCACCUAUCCGUGACACCUCAUUAGUGCCGCCCAUCAGUGCUGCCUAUCCGUGCCACCUCAUUAGUGCUACCUAUCAGUGCUGCCUAUUAGUGCCCAUCAGUGCUGCCUCAUCAACGCACAUCAGUGAAGGAGAAAAAUUACCUGUUUGAAAAUUUUUAUAAUAGAAAAAAAUAAACUUUUUUUUUUCACAUUUUUUGCAAUUUUUUGUUUAUAG
Messenger RNA from Staurois parvus, 511 nucleotides. NCBI's taxonomy places the organism in Eukaryota, Metazoa, Chordata, Amphibia, Anura, Ranidae. The record is from the annotation of a GenBank genome assembly.